Molecule: messenger RNA, 504 nt
Organism: Symbiodinium natans
Lineage: Eukaryota; Dinophyceae; Suessiales; Symbiodiniaceae
Source: the annotation of a GenBank genome assembly
AUGUCUGAUGAUGCUCUCUUGCAGGUCGGCAAGGCAUUGAGCUCACUCAAGCAGAAUGAACGCUUCCACGGGGUCUUGCAGCAGCCGUCAGUGGCGAAGGCCGUGCGGCACUGGGCAGGCAUAGACCGACUCGCCCCAGAGGAGUGUGAAGAUUGGCAAUCAGAUCCGCAGAUCAUGUUUGUUCUCGCCGAACUACGCCGUUUGGAGCAUUAUUGUCGACAAGCCGGAAUGAAGGUGCCACUGCACACGGUGCUGGCCUGCGAGGAUGAGCUGGCUUUGCCCGAUGGCAGGAGGUUGCGCAGUGGUGAACUUGUGGAACCCGCGGUUCAGACCACAGAAGAGGACUUGCCAGAUCUGCCGCCUGUCGAUCCUCGAUCAUGGAGGAGAACUCUUGUGUGGCAGCUCAUCACCAUGGUGUUGGCGGCAAUCUUGGCACGCAUAGGCGUCUGGUACCAAGAGGAAGAGUUUGCGAAGAUGCUGAACGCGACAAGCGCCGAGCUCUGA